AUGUUGCUCACAGAUCUUAGAUGUACAGUCCAGUCCUUGGAGAUUGACCUGGACUCAAUGAGAAAUCUGAAGGCCAGCUUGGAGAACAGCCUGAGGGAGGUGGAGGUCUGCUACGCCCUGCAGAUGGAGCAGAUCAAUGGGAUCGUGCUGCACCUUGAGUCAGAACCGGCACAGACUGGGGCAGAGGGGCAGUGCCAGGCCCAGGAGUACAAGGCCCUGCUGAACAUCAAGGUCAAGCUGGAGGCUGAGAUCACCAUUUACUGCCACCUGCUGGAAGAUGUCAAACUGGAGGCUGAGAUCGCCACCUACUGCCGCCUGCUGGAAGAUGGCGAGGACUUCAAUCUUGGUGAUGCCCUGGACAGCAGCAACUCCAUGCAAACCAUCCAAAAGAAAACCACCGGCCGGAGGGUGGAUGACAAAGAGCUGUCUGAGAUCAACAAAGUGCUGUCUGAGCCAGCAGAAGCAGGGUACCCUUUGGGGAGCAAGAGACCAAUAAAAAGUUCAGAGUCCCCGCUGCCCCCGGAGGGCUCUGCGGCCUCCUGGGAGGGAUCCUGGCGGGGAGGAGGCGGAGCCAGGCGGCCCAGGAGCCCUAAGGUUGGCGGGGCUGGAGAAUUCCGGGAGACCCAAACGGGCCACGCCAGCCCAAGUAAGGAUCCGCCCUCCUCCUCCGCCGGAUUCCGGGGCUGGGGGUCAUUCGUCCCGCCGGUUCCCGAGCGGACGUGGGAGUUGUCUGCCCGCGGGGAGUCUGAGGACCGGGACACCCGCCCUGCUGCGUGCUCAACCUGGCCGUGGCCUUGGUGGCGGCACCGCCUUGGAGCCCCUGAGCCAGGAGAAGCGAGGGUUACGGGGGUGGCGGCAGGCGGGGAACCUGACACUCCAGGCGCCUGGUUGGGGAAAAGGCUGCGAGUGCGUGCCACUGCCAGAUCAUGCUGGUCAUCUAAUGCAAGGCAAGCUUCUAUUGUUCUUCUCUGGUCAUGGAUGGGUUGGAUGGCAGCACAGAACCAUCUGCAGAUGCCUAGCAAACAGAUACAAAAAAGAAAUGUUGACAUCGCCUUGGAAAAAAUCCCAUGUUGGCCAGCUGGAAAAUAAGAUAUCAUGGGGAGGAGAAGCAAGGUGUCCCUGUUGACAACCCCACAAGCAGAACAUCACCCCCAGAAGCACAGCUGCCUAGUCAACGAGCAGCUGACGACACAUGUCUGAAGGAGCUCAGCUGAAACCAGAAGAAUGGCCCCACUGAGCCCAGCCUAAAUGGCUGACCAUCUCAAUUAUGAACUAAUAAGUUUUGGAUGAUUUGUUAUGCUGCAAUAGCUAACUAAUACAUGCACUCACUGCAGAUAGGAUGCCAGGAUUCAAUGACAGGUUGAUUACUAGUUAUCUUCUAACAGUGGGCACCCUAUAGGUACUGAUUUUUUCCCCUGAUUUAAAGUUGGGUGACUUGUAAGAGAAUGUUGAGUAAUGCAGAAAUACAGGUAGACAUGUAUGUAUGUGAUUGGUGCUUAUACCCACACACCCUCCACACCACAGGAAAAAACAGAUAACCAUACUCUGACAAUUAGGGCCAAGGCCAAAUAGCAAAAUAAGCUUGCUUUUAAUCUAUCUUCUCCAUAUCUAAGCAUUGGAGGUCAAGCGUGUGGACAGAAUUGAAGACACAGAGUUUUUUAUCCUGUGACCCCAACAUCCUUUGUUCACUGUCUGAUCUCUGGAAGAAAAGUGGACAACAGGUGGCCAGCAGUGGUCUACGUGCAGUUAUUUUAUUCCUGCUGCCACCUGCUCUUUUGAUGGCCACUAUCUAUUCCACCCUUAGAACUGAAGAAAGAUGUUGGUAGGGAGAGGCUCUGCCUUCACUUCUGGCAGAAAAGGAAUGUUCAGUUCAUUCACCCCCCUGACAUCAGAGCUGCACUUCAAUGUGGCAGCUAUUGGCCAUGUGUGCCUCCUGAGUGACUGGAAUGUGGCUGGUCUGAACUGUGAUGUGCUAGAAAGGUAAUAUACAGAGUUAGUUUCAAAUGUUUAUAUACAUUAUUAAUAAUUACACAUUCCUCACACAUUACAAUGAUAAUAUUAUGGACAUAUUGGGUUAAUUAAAUUGUUACAAUCGAUUCAA
Macaca mulatta (Rhesus monkey) is the source of this 2101-nucleotide messenger RNA. NCBI's taxonomy places the organism in Eukaryota, Metazoa, Chordata, Mammalia, Primates, Cercopithecidae. The record is from RefSeq and is a predicted model, not a curated record.